This is a messenger RNA of Phascolarctos cinereus (koala), 2040 nucleotides long. The record is from RefSeq and is a predicted model, not a curated record. Lineage: Eukaryota; Metazoa; Chordata; Mammalia; Diprotodontia; Phascolarctidae.
CUUUUCUGGGCUUUCUGAAGACAUCAAAGCAAUGGAUAGCAAACAGCUAUUCAAAACAUCAAAGAAUAUUUAGUAGUAAUAGUUGGUAACACAGUUGCAGAUUUUGUUUGAGAGACAUAGUGAACUUUCAAGAGCGGCCUUUAAAAAACACAUACACAUGAACCUAGGGUUCUCCGCAUGUGUAUUAAGUCGGAAGGGAAAGGAAGGUGGCAGGAGCAGCAAGGUUAAGGUUGUUAUUCCUGUUCUAGUGAGUCACAACUCCUAGGUAUUAGGUGAAAAUUAGUUCCACCCUCACUUCUCCCUCCUCCCUACCUUCAAAACAUGAAAUCACCCCAAGAUGUUAACACCCUCUCAAAUGGCCAUUACUUAGCAGCCUACGAGAAACUGGCAGAGUGAGGAUGGGUGAGGGUCAUCCGGUGAGCCAUUUCCUUUUCCAUCCCAUCCCCUCCCCUCCCCAAAUGCCAGGAACGACUGCAACAUUGGGGAGUAUCAAGUGGGCUCCCCACGGGCCUUUCUUGCCCCCACCCCUUCCAUGUCUGCUGUUGCCGCCGCAGUUCCAUCCAGAACAAGCAAGUUUCCCUAUCUUCCCCCAACGUCCCCACCCUCCAGCCCUUUCCUGUCGAGCUCAUUCCCCCGCCCUGGUCACCCCGCCCCCACCGCUGCGCUGGGGAAGAGAAGCAGCUGGUGGGGGGUGGGCGCCCCUUCCCGCAGCCCCAUCCGGCUCCCCAGGGCGAGCGGGGAAAUGGCUUCUGGUGCCUUUCUUGCCCAGGCUGCAGGGGCCGGGCCCGGCGGAGGACCUGUGAUUUUAUUGGCAUCAGAAACUCCCAGUACGGAAACUACCUCUAACAAUGAAUGAAUGAAUGAAUGAAUGAAUGAACACUGUGCUAAGUGCUAGGAAUGAAAUAGAAAAUUAAGACAGUCUUUGCUCUGAAGGAGUUCACAUUCCAGAGAGAAUCUUUAAAGGAAACUUCAUCUGCAAAUUGGAUAGGAAAGUGCCAUGGUCCUUGGGGUACAGCAGCAUAGCAAAACAGAUGGUAAUGCUUCUUCUGUAAUGUCAGUUCCACAUAUAAAACCCUAUCCAUUAUGUUGAACUUUUGACAAAGCCAAGGACUUUGGUAUUGAGAAUUUUAUUUUCUGGUUCUUUAGUAGCUAAGACUUCUGAGCAAGCAAGGGCUACAGCAUCUGCAGAAGCAGUAGCCAAAUCACAUCUACUUAAGAAUUACUUCUAAAUAACGAAUGUGUGGACUGGGCUGGAAAAAAAGGAGGUAUUGCUCUUCCCAAGGCCUAGGGAGCAGAGAGUUUAAGUAAUUUUCUUAAGACAUAUUUGUCAGAGACAAGACUUGAAGCCAGAUUUUCCAGAUUUGGAGGCUCGCCUUCUAUCCACUAUAUCAGACCAUGCCAAUUGUUAUUAGAACAGUUCUUAUGUAAGGUACUGCACCUUUCAUACGUGGAUAGUUUAUCUGCUGAAAGGGUUGUAAAAAGGACGCAGAUGCAAGAAAUACCAAGAAUAGUAGCUUGAAGAGUUUUUAGGAACUGAUAAAAAGCAGCACCCUAGAUAAAAGUAUUGAGGGCUUGGAAUGAAAGUAUGCCCCUCAAAUGCAAAUGCCUGAUUACAGAGGUGACUGUAGGGCAUUGCUUCCCAGCCACUAGUUUGAGUAUGACUAUUUUCAGGACUUUGGAGUAUAUUAUUGGACCUUUAAAACUCUUUCUAAUCUGUCCUUUCCCUAUAUUUUCGGUUUACUUACCUUUUACUAUUAUCCAUAAACUCUAUAAUCCAGCUACACUGGCUUUCUUGCUUCUCUUUGACUACGACACUCCAUCUUCUGUCUCUGAGACUUUUCACUAUCUGUUUCCCAAACAAGGAAUACUAAUUUUCCUCACUUCCGCUUCUUAGUUUUCAUAGCUUCCUUCAAAAACCAGUUCAAAUCCAAUCUUAUAGGAGACCUUUCCUAGUACUUCCUACUAAUUCCUUCUUCUCUGAGAUUACGGUCUAUCUAUUUUGUAUGUAUCCUUUUUUGUAUCUAGUUAUUUAUACUUCAU